AUGUCCUCCGUUCGUCCUGAAUUGAAGUUCUCUGAUGAUACAGAUCAGAGAUCAUUCUACUACAAAUAUUACAGACUUCCAGAAAAGUCGCAGAGAACCCUGAGGGUAGCCGAUAAAGGGGAUUACUACUCAGUGUUUGAUCAAGAUGCUGAAUUUGUUGCUGAGCUCAUUUACAAGACACAGUCAGUUGUCAAGAAUUCAUCCAUCAAAAUCUCCGGAGUGGAAAAGAAAACGAUCCAAUAUUUGACCUUAUCACCUGCUGUUUUUGCCAGUUUAGUCAAGAUUGUUGUCAUUGAUAUGGGAUAUAAGCUUGAAAUAUACGAUAAGGAUUGGUCUAGUUUCAGAAUGGCCUCUCCGGGAAAUUUGUCCGAGAUUGAUGAAUUGAUAAACACUUCAGAGUUGAGUUCUGUUUCUAUCAUUGCCGCCUUGAAACUAGUCAACUCUUCUCAUCAGGGAAAGAAAAUCGGCCUUAGUUAUUACGAUCCUAACAGUAAGAUUAUCGGAUUGUCUGAGUUCCUAGAUAACGAACUCUAUUCAAACUUGGAGUCCAUUUUAAUUCAAUUGGGUGUCAAAGAAUGCCUAGUUCCUGACAAUGCAGCCUCUAAAGAUACCGAGUUUGAGAAGGUCAAGCAAGUCAUUGAUCGUUGUGGUAUGGUAAUCUCCGAGUUCAAGUCUUCAGAAUUUAAUGUCAGAAAUAUAGAGCAGGAUUUGGUAACACUUACUGGGGAUGAGCACGUUCUUUCGACCAAUGAGAUGUCCAGUUUGGAGACUUCGCAGGCCUGUGCCAAUGCCUUACUGUCAUAUCUCUCUUUGCUUGCAGAUGAUGCUAACAGAGGGUCGAUCACCAUUUCAAAAUACAAUCUUGAGCAAUUCAUGAAGUUGGAUUAUGCCGCUGUUCGUGCCUUGAAUUUGUUUCCGCCUCCUAAUUUCAGCAAUUCCAUGAACAAGACCUCGUCAUUGUUUGGCCUCUUGAACAAUUGUAAGACCGCAGGCGGUACUAGAUUGCUUUCACAAUGGAUAAAGCAGCCUCUAGUCGAUAUAAAUGAUAUCAAUAAGCGUCAUUUGUUGGUUAAAUACUUCUUUGAUGACAUGAGUCUUCGUACCAAUAUUCAGAAGGACUUUUUAAGUGAUGUUCCCGAUAUCACCAAGCUUCUUAAGAAAAUCAGUGCCAAGAAAAAUCGAAUGACUCGUUUAGAUGAUGUUAUUCGUCUUUAUCAGAUGUGUCUAAAGUUGCCUGUUUGUAACGAAUUGUUGAUGGGUUCCCUCGAUUCCAUCAUGAGUGACAAUCAAGACGAGGCGCAAACAACCAAAGAGUUGGUUCAGUCAAUCUGGAUCAAACCUAUUUCCGAGUACGCAAAGAUACUUCAGACUUAUCAAGCAAUGAUUGAGCAAACAAUCGACCUUUCAUCUCUUGAGGAUGCUACGUCUGCAGGCGCCAUGUCUAACUCUAUGCUUUCCAUUAAUCCCGAAUACGAUGAGAAUUUAUUGAUACUAAGUGAGAAAUUGAAUAAAGUCAAAAAGUCGAUGAAGAACAUUCACCAAGAUACCGGUGAAGAGUUGGGCAUGGAAUUGGAUCGUAAGUUGAAACUUGAAGACCAUCGUAUUCAUGGAUGGUGCUUUAGACUCACCCGUAAUGAUGCUUCUUGCAUCAGAGGUAAUCGUCAAUUCCAGGAGUUGAGCACAGUGAAGGCAGGUGUAUUUUUCACUACCGUUGAACUAAGCCGAGUCAGUAAAGAAUUCGAAAGCCUUAAAGAAGCAUACGAGUCUUGCCAGCGUGAGAUCGUCGAUGAAGUGGUCACUACAGCAGCAACGUACAUUCCAGUGUUUACGAAACUUUCCGUGGCCGUUUCCAGUUUAGAUGUUUUGGUUUCAUUCAGCCAUGCCGCAGCAUUUGCUCCUACAGAGUAUGUGCGGCCUAGGAAGAUGUAUGGAAUCAGCGACGAGUCUAGAAUUAUGGACUUGAAAGAGGCCAGACAUCCUUGUUUAGAGCAACAAGAAAAUAUGAUGUUUAUCGCCAAUGAUAUUUACCUGGAGAAGGACAAAGAUGAAUUUUUGAUCAUUACAGGCCCCAACAUGGGGGGUAAAUCCACCUACAUAAGAACCGUGGGAGUGAUCGCUUUGAUGAACCAGAUUGGCUGUUUUAUUCCUGUCAACAGUGAUUCAGAGAUAUGCGUUAUGGACUCUAUAUUGGCUCGUGUCGGUGCCUCCGAUUCCCAGUUGAAGGGAGUGUCUACAUUUAUGUCUGAGAUGCUUGAGAUGUCGUCUAUCCUUAAGACUGCUACAUCGAACUCGCUUAUUAUUGUGGACGAGUUAGGCCGUGGUACUUCUACGUACGAUGGCUUUGGAUUGGCUUGGUCGAUAUCUGAGUACAUUUCAACAAAAAUUCACGCAUUUACCAUGUUUGCAACUCAUUUUCAUGAACUCACUACAUUAGCAGACAAAGUACAAACCAUAAAAAAUCUUCAUGUAGUGGCCCAUGUGGAAGACGUUAGCGAUGCUGCCAUUAGAGGAUCCAAUGAUAACAUCACCUUACUAUACAAGGUGGAGCCGGGAGUCUCAGACCAAUCAUUUGGUAUCCAUGUUGCCGAAGUCGUCAAAUUUCCAAGUAAAAUCAUUCUUAUGUCAAAGAGGAAAGCCCUCGAACUUGAUGACUCCAAGGAUGGAGAGGCUAGCAAGCGCUCACAUUUCUCCGAUGACGACGUUUUGAAAGGAAAGAAAGACCUAAAAGCUGUAUUGAAAACAUGGAAGAGAAACGUAGAAAAAAUGGGAGGCAUACAGAAGUUGACGAGCGACGAGGUUGUCGCAGAGCUCAGAAAGCUUGUCAAAGAGGAUUAUAAGGACGCAUUUCAGAACAAUCCUCUUCUCAAGGAUAUUCUAGCAUUAUAA
Molecule: messenger RNA, 2886 nt
Organism: Brettanomyces nanus
Lineage: Eukaryota; Fungi; Ascomycota; Pichiomycetes; Pichiales; Pichiaceae
Exons: 1
Coding region: 1-2886 (961 amino acids)
Biological process (GO): mismatch repair; mitotic recombination
Cellular component (GO): MutSalpha complex; nucleus
Molecular function (GO): mismatched DNA binding; ATP-dependent DNA damage sensor activity; ATP binding
Source: RefSeq, a predicted model, not a curated record